Molecule: messenger RNA, 3939 nt
Organism: Pseudoliparis swirei
Lineage: Eukaryota; Metazoa; Chordata; Actinopteri; Perciformes; Liparidae
Gene: sack1c
Product: family with sequence similarity 83 member C
Exons: 5
Coding region: 449-2230 (593 amino acids)
Source: RefSeq, a predicted model, not a curated record
CUCAUGAGGACUUUUAUUUUGAAAUGCCUCGCCAGAAGUUGGCGUUCAUGUGUGUCAUGAACUGAGGAAGAGGAGGAGCAGCGAGGAAGAGGAGGAGGAGGAGCAUGUCACCGUUGGAGACCAAUGACAGGACAGGUAGCAACAGGUGAGACGAAAACAAGUGCACACACACACGCACACACACACGCGUGCGCACGCAUGCACAGGGAGCGCGAGCAACAGAAGGCUCCCGGGACCGAAGAGAUCCUGUCUGAGAGGACCAGGAACCAGAGACCAGAAACCAGAGACCAGCGGCGGGAGGUUGUUCCGGGGACUUCACGGAGUUCCACAAGUUCCACCAAGUUCCGGUCUCGAGGCGGAGCACCUGCUGCUGGGUCCGGACCCGGUCCCCAUGCGUCCUCAGACCCGCAGGAAGUAGUCGGGUGUCCUCGCUCCCGCGGAGCGGACCAUGAGCGGCUCGGAGGGCCUGCGGCCCGCGUCGGCCGGCCGGAAGCCGCUGGGGAAGCUGGCCCUGCGGCUGGAGCAGGUGAAGAGCCCGUGGCGCCAGGUGUCCUCGCUGGAGCUCAGCCACAACGAGGCGGCGCGCCUGGCCACGGACGCGCUGCUGGAGCACGGCGAGCACGAGUACCGGCGCGUGCUGGCGGAGGAGCGCGAGCUCAGCUUCCUGUCCCCGCUGGAGCUGCGAUACAUCACGGAGCAGCAGGCGGCCCGGGCCGGUGGCGCGCAUCGCGGCCCCGAGGGGCCCGACGACCGGGACCUCGGGGACCUCGACGCGGCGUCCGACCUCAACUCCGGGACCUACUUCCCCAUGAUGUCCGACGACGAGCCGCCGAUGCUGGAGCUCGGCUGGCCGGACGGGCCCGCGCGGUUCAGCCCGACCGAGACCCAGAUCUACUUCCAGAGGGACCGGAGCCACAACGUCAAGGACCUGAUCCGGUCCCUCAUCAACAGAGCCAAGAAGGUCAUCGCCGUGGUGAUGGACGUGUUCACCGACGUGGACCUGCUCUGUGACCUCAUAGAGGCGUCCAACAAGCGCCGCGUGCCGGUCUACAUCCUGCUGGACCAGCAGAACCUGGACCACUUCACCGGCAUGUGCGCCGCCCUGGACCUGCAGGGCUCCCACAUGAGCAACAUGCGUAUCCGCAGCACGUGUGGUGAUACGUACUGCACCAAGAGCGGCAAGAAGUUCAGCGGUCAGAUCCUGGAGAAGUUCAUGAUCAUCGACUGUGAAGAGGUCAUCGCAGGGUCAUACAGUUUCACCUGGCUCUCGGCUCAGGUGCACAGCAACAUGAUGAUGCAUUUCUCGGGUCGCAUCACCGACAGCUUCGACCGUGAGUUCCGCUGCCUGUACGCCGACUCGAUGAUCAUCGACUGCUUCUUCAACCCCGAAGACGAGGGCGCGACGUACUACCAGCCCUACCAGGCCCUGAUGGGGCCGUCGCCGCUCACGAGCGCCGACCUGCUUGCCGACAGCAGGCAGAGGGACCGCGUGUCCUCUGAACACUCCAGCAGCCAAUCGAGUAACAGCGUGUCCAGCGUGAAGGCCGCGCCCACGGUGACCUCCAACCCCGUCUACAAGGUCACUCAGAGUCACGACAGGAAGGAGUCCGGCAGCAGCCAGCACCACAGCCCCGAGCGGCGAGGGGGCGGGGCCACGCCUCAGGGCCACGUCGCGGCGGGGUCGCGGCUCUCUGCUAACGGAGGACUCGACCACGGCCCGGCCACGGACCGCACGCCGCCGCCCUACGGCCUGCCGCCGGGGGGCGCCGAGUGGAACAAGCCCGCGGACGCCAUGCGCUUCAAUGUGGGCGGAGCCUCCUCCAAGUUCCAGGCGUUGGGGUUGUACGACCACAAAGCGAGCAUGUUCCACGGCGCCGGGCUCGGCGCCGCCAACGACGUGAAGCUCCCGUACCGGCAGCGGUCCGGCUCCAACCAGUUCCUCAACAAGCUGUCGGACCUCUUCCUGCCCACCUCCGGCAAAGACGCCUACGGCUUCCGGAGGUCGCCGCCCCCUCACGGCGCCGCGCCCUGGCCGGGGCCGGACCUCUCCAAAGCGGAGCCGGAGAGCCAGCAGAGCCCGCCGCCGCCGCUCUCCCCCACCGUGCUGAUGAGCCGGCAGGACCAGAAGCGGAUGACGCUGGGCCACAGCAAGCUGGACCUGGUGAACCAGUACAACCAGGUGAAGUCCAAGCAGGUCUACAGCCGCUUCGAGCUGAAGACCUCCAACUGAGCCGGGUCCGGACUCCGUUCACCGGCACUUCCCGUUUCCUGCGUCUUCUUCUACCGGGUCGGCGGUUGCCGGGGCGAAUCCCGCCGUGUUGGCGUUUCCCUCUGAUUCCUGAAGCCACACCUCUUUCAUGAAGCGAGGAGCCCUGGAGGAUUCAAAGGAGUGAGAACGAGUCCCGACUGAAGGUCUCAGUGAAUACGGCACGUUUAAAACGAAUCCUGCUGGAAGGGAAGGAGGUAAAGAAUGGGAACGUUGUUCAUCGGUGCUUUGGCUAAACAACUGGGAGCUCAAUGAUUUUCACAGCCGUAACUAAAAUUGAAUUUUACAUUAUUACCUAAUAUAUAAUAUUACUUAUCAUGAAAGGAGAUAUUACCAGUUAUGAUUUUUUGGCAUAAUGUGAUAACCGAGCCUCGACUUCCAGCCUGAGAAGCUCGGAGACGUCUUGGUGCUUUCGGAAUGGUGAUUCAACAUCCUUGUGGCCACUGACGGUACUGCAGCAACACACACCGAGAAAAGUGGCAUCAAUAUCCAAUGAGAGGUCAGCAGAAGAUAAACACAUUUUAGUGCCCGCCCACAAAAAAAGCUCCACCAAUGAAAUGACCAAGAAGUGCAUCGCGAGUCGGAACAUAAAUUCUGAUCUCUGGGAACAAAAUUUAAGCUUUUCAUGAAAAACAAUGCAAGACAUUCCUGAAUUUCUUUUUCAGAUCUUCUUGGAAAAAAUUUAACAUUUUCUAAAAAAAUGGUACGACUUUCAGGAUUUCAGAAAAGGUUCCUUUAAAAAAAACAGAUUUUCAUGAUUUGAUUUUUUUUUUAUUUGACGAAGAAAUUGAAUAAUUUCAUGGAAAAAUGUUUUUACAUUUUAAUUAAUGUUUUUAAAAUUAAUUCUAGAUUUUAUGGAAUUGUUAUUUUUUGAAAACUAAGUUCUAGAUUCAUGGGGGAAAAAAAUAGAUUUUAUGGAAAACAAUUCUAGAUUGUAUCUAAAAAAAGAUUCUAGAUUUCUUAAUUAAAAAAGAAUAUUUGUAACCAAAACAAACACCAUUGGCAAAAAUAAAUUUAAACACGAGACCUGUUUGUGUUGUUUGAGACAAACUGAACUUAUUGUUGUAAACGGUUUAUCGCUUCAUCUUCCUCCUUCUUUCCGUCUCUUCUUCCCGUGACUUCCUGUGUUGCGCAACGCGUGCCUCGAUCAUCGUCCUCCACCUUGAGGAAACCGUUUAAACUCCUUACGGUGAAUCUUAUUAUCUGGUGAAUAAUUUAAAAUCUGACGGUGUCUCGCCCGAAAAAUAGUUUCUUGUUGACAGACGAUUUGUUGUUGUUGUUUUGUUACAGCACUUUUUUUCAGCCGUGUAUUUGUAUAUAAACUGUGAAUUGAAGCGAUGAGAUCCUGUUCUACUUCCUGUCCCAGAGCUUCGGGCCUCCAGCACCACAGGAGGACAUGGAUCAAUUAUUUUAAUAAAUGUUUUGUUUACUGUUCGUUUCAGUUGGUGUUGUUGUUUGUUGUUGACUGUGCAGGCAUGGAUUGACCUGUGCCCCGUGUGUAUAAGGGUGUGUAUAAGACAGGAAUGUGGGUUAGCGCUGAGGAAACUCUUCUGAAAAGGUUUCCUUAGUGGAUAUUGUUGUGUUUCCUGGAGGAUGUGAACUUUUCUGUCUGAACGUUGCUCGUGAUUUGUACAAAACUGGAGGAUUUAAUAAAAGGAAAAGUUUGAAGUUCA